AUGAUUUUUGCGCACCUGUUCCUGGUGUGGGGCAGCUUCCUGGGUGCUGUGGCGCACCGCGCGGGUAAAGUGAGUUCUGGGGGCGCACAGGAAACACGGGGCGCACGUUCCCCGUUGGAUUACUUUUCAGGCAACGCGAGGCAGGAGGAUACGCUCUCUCAACACAUGUUCAAACUGUACGAGAAGAGCAGCAAGGAGAGCCGGCUCAGGGAGGGGAACACUGUGAGGAGUUUCAGAGUCACACCAGAGCCCUCUGAUCAAAGGAUGGUGUACAGGCUCAACCUCACGACCCUGCAGGACUCCGAGGUCAUCCUUUCGGUUACAUUUCACUUCCUGCUGGAACGGCGUCAGCCUCAUAAGCCCUGGUUCUGUAAACGCUUCAAGAGCUCUUUAUGUCAUUCUCCAGCCGUCCCCUCAGCCAUGUCCGUCAGCCUGCUCAUUCGCUCUGUCUCCUCCGGGUCAGAGGUCGACUCGGGGUCAACAGGGUCACUCCUAGGCAAUGUAACCUUCCACCCCCACAGGAGAGGGGUGUGGCAGAUGAAAGAUCUAACUCAGGUCAUAAAGGAGGCACGGGACAGAGGUCAUCUCCUGCUAUCACUGGAGAUUGACAUGGGGUUGCAGUACCACAGGAGUCCUGCGGAGGUGCUCUCCACAGGAAAUCUGCCUUACUUUUUGGUCUAUGCUGAUGAUCAGGCGCUUGGGGAGCCUAACAGUGUUGCUGCAAGUCUUCAGAGAUAUGACCCCUCUGUGGAGGCCAGGGACCCUUCUCUUUCCUCACAACACAAACCAAACACUGCUCCAGGACGAGUGCGGAGAGCCCUCAUCCAGGAUAAUGAGCUACCAGGCAUCAGCUACAAACCUGAUGGGUACAGGAAGGAGGACAUGCUGGAAAGUUCUUGGUAUCUUGGACUUAAGCUAAAACCAGGAGAGAAACAGAAGAAAAAGAUAAAUCACAAGGACAAGGUGAUGGAGCAGAGUAAAGAUGGAGAGUUGUUAAGCGAGGCAGAAAAGAUCUCAGUAAGAAUUCAUAAUGAGGAGUCCACAAAACAGAGCCCUGGACAAAAGGAUGAGAGGAGGAACAGUGACAAGAAGCACAAAGGAAGUUCAACUGAAGAAUCUCCACUUUUGAGUUUUGAUGAAAAGACGAUGCGUAAAGCCCGGCGGAGGCAGUCCAGCGAGAGCCAUGAAAGGACGUGUUCUAGAAGAAACCUAAGAGUGGAUUUUGCAGAUAUUGGCUGGAGUGAAUGGGUUAUUGCACCUAAGGCAUUUGAAGCCUACUACUGUGCUGGCACCUGUGGAUUUCCAAUAUCUAAGGUUACCAGGCCGUCUAACCAUGCCACCAUACAAAGCAUAGUGCGAGCUGUUGGUAUCAUUCCUGGCAUCCCUGAACCCUGCUGUGUCCCAGAGAAGAUGAGCCCGCUGCCUGUGCUGUACCAGGACGAAGCCAACAACCCAGUGCUUAAAGUCUACCCCAAUAUGUCAGUCCAGUCCUGCUCCUGCAGAUAA
Molecule: messenger RNA, 1506 nt
Organism: Boleophthalmus pectinirostris (great blue-spotted mudskipper)
Lineage: Eukaryota; Metazoa; Chordata; Actinopteri; Gobiiformes; Gobiidae
Gene: gdf10a
Product: growth differentiation factor 10a
Exons: 3
Coding region: 1-1506 (501 amino acids)
Biological process (GO): BMP signaling pathway; SMAD protein signal transduction
Cellular component (GO): extracellular region
Molecular function (GO): growth factor activity; cytokine activity
Source: RefSeq, a predicted model, not a curated record